AGGCAGCAGCAGCAGCAGCAGCAGUGCGGCAGCAGAGCAGCAGCAGCAUCCGGCAGCAAUCAGUGGCAGCAGCGGCAGCAGCAGCAGCAGCGGCAGCAGCAGCAGUGGCAGGCAGCAUCCAGCAGUCCCUUAGCGGCAGCAGCGGCAGUGGAAGGCGGCAGCAGCAGCAGUGGCAGCGGCAGCAGGCGGCAGUGGCAGAUGCGCAGUGGCUCAUCGGCAGCAGUGGCAGUGGCAGCAGCGGCCAGCAGCAGCGGCAGUGGCAGCAGCAGCGGCAGCAGCAGCGGCAGUGCAGCGGUGCGGCAGCAGCGGCAGCAGUGGCAGCAGCGGCAGCAGCGGCAGCGGCAGCAGAGCAAAGAGCGGCGACACAGU
Molecule: messenger RNA, 369 nt
Organism: Oncorhynchus nerka (sockeye salmon)
Lineage: Eukaryota; Metazoa; Chordata; Actinopteri; Salmoniformes; Salmonidae
Product: cysteine proteinase 7-like
Exons: 1
Source: RefSeq, a predicted model, not a curated record